AUGGGAAACUGUUUUUCAAUCACGGAUGCAUCAGAGAAGAUUCUCAAAGCACUUCCCGUCGAAACUGCCUUCAAGUUUCCAUCACCAUUGCCUACUUUUACUCAAGGUGGCAGGUUUGCGAACGGAACCAUUGACUUGGGAGGUCUUGAGGUUAGCCAAGUUCCGACAUUCAACAAGGUUUGGUCUACUUAUGAAGGAGGACCAAACAAUCUCGGAGUUUCCUUCUUCGAACCAUCCUCGGUCCCUACCGGUUUUUCCAUUCUAGGUUACUACGCUCAACCAAACAACCGUCAACUAUUCGGUUGGGUACUCGUAGCUAAAGAUCUCUCAAGCAACAACACUUUGAAACCGCCUGUAGAUUACACCCUCGUCGGAAACACCGAGUCACUCAUGAUCAAACAAGACGGACCUGGCUAUUUCUGGCAGCCAGUGGCGCCUGAUGGAUACCAAGCCGUUGGUCUUAUAGUCACAAACUCCUCGCAAAAGCCUCCUCUAGACAAAGUCCGUUGUGUUCGGUCCGACUUAACCGAACAAUGUGAAGCUGAUACAUCGAUAUGGGAAUCAAACGGAGUCAAAGUAUCAACCCUUAGACCAACCAUUAGAGGAACACAAGCUACAGGGGUCUGCGUAGGUACAUUCACAUGGCAACCUCAAAACACAUCUCCUCCAUCUUUAUCUUGCUUGAAGAACAAGAAACUAGAUUUCUCUACAAUGCCUAAUGGCUCCCAGACCGGAGUCUUGUCCAACACGUAUUCUCCAUUGAUCUAUCUCCACCCAGACGAAGAAUAUCUACCUUCCUCAGUUAACUGGUACUUCAGCAACGGUGCCUUGCUUUACAAGCGAGGCGAAGAAUCAAACCCUAACCCCAUCGAACCUAACGGUGCGAAUCUUCCACAAGGCGGAGCUAACGACGGAUCGUACUGGCUAGACCUUCCUAUAGACAAAAAGGGUAAAGAGAGAGUGAAGAAAGGUGACUUGCAGAGCACGCAAGCGUAUCUACACAUCAAACCAAUGCUCGGAGCAACGUUCACAGACAUAGCCAUAUGGGUAUUCUACCCUUUCAACGGCCCAGCACGAGCCAAGGUCAAACUCAUAACCUUGCCGCUGUGGAGAAUCGGUGAGCACAUCGGAGACUGGGAACACGUGACGUUAAGGAUAAGCAACUUCAACGGAGAGCUAUGGAGAGUGUUCUUAUCGCAGCACAGCGGAGGAGAAUGGAUCGACGCUUGUGAUUUAGAGUUUCAAGAAGGUGGAGGAAGCAACAAGCCUGUUGCGUACGCGUCGCUUCAUGGACACGCUAUGUAUCCGAAGCCUGGACUUGUGUUGCAAGGUAACGAUGGGGUUGGGAUAAGGAACGAUACGGCGAAGAGCAAGAAGGUGUUUGAUACGGGGUUAGGGUACGAGGUGAUUGCCGCGGAGUCUGGUGGAGAAGGCGGAGGAGUGGUGGAGCCGCCGUGGGUGAAUUAUUUUAGGAAGUGGGGACCUAAAAUUGAUUAUAGCGUUGAAGAUGAUGUUAAGAGGAUUGAAAGGUUUUUGUUUGGGGCUUUGAAAAGGGCUUUUGUUAACUUGGUGAAGAAGAUUCCUGAUGAAGUGUAUGGUGAAGAUGGACCUACUGGACCUAAACUUAAAGGAAACUGGGCUGGUGAUGAAAAAUGA
This is a messenger RNA of Brassica oleracea var. oleracea, 1656 nucleotides long. RefSeq lists its product as uncharacterized. The record is from RefSeq and is a predicted model, not a curated record. The transcript has 2 exons. The coding region runs from base 1 to 1656 and encodes 551 amino acids. Lineage: Eukaryota; Viridiplantae; Streptophyta; Magnoliopsida; Brassicales; Brassicaceae.